Suncus etruscus (white-toothed pygmy shrew) is the source of this 3990-nucleotide messenger RNA. RefSeq names its product pleckstrin homology domain containing A7 (gene PLEKHA7). The transcript has 29 exons. Gene Ontology annotation, biological process: cell-cell adhesion mediated by cadherin; zonula adherens maintenance; epithelial cell-cell adhesion. The record is from RefSeq and is a predicted model, not a curated record. The coding region runs from base 2 to 3964 and encodes 1320 amino acids. Gene Ontology annotation, cellular component: zonula adherens; pore complex. Gene Ontology annotation, molecular function: protein binding. Lineage: Eukaryota; Metazoa; Chordata; Mammalia; Eulipotyphla; Soricidae.
CAUGGCGGCGGCGGGCGGCAGGGACACCCUCCCGGAGCACUGGUCGUACGGCGUGUGUCGCGACGGCCGCGUCUUCUUCAUCAACGACCAGCUCCGCAGCACGACCUGGCUGCACCCGCGCACGGGGGAGCCCGUCAACUCGGGGCACAUGAUCCGCUCAGACUUGCCCCGUGGCUGGGAGGAGGGCUUCACGGAGGAGGGUGCCAGCUACUUCAUUGACCAUAACCAGCAGACCACGGCGUUCAGGCAUCCCGUGAGUGGGCAGUUUUCUCCAGAAAAUAGUGAAUUUUUUCUUCAAGAAGAGCCAAACCCACAUAUGUUGAAGCAAGAGCGAAUCCAAAGGCCAUCCAGCAUGGUCAGUGAGACGUCUACGGCGGGGACCAGCUCCACUCUGGAAGCCAAGCCCGGCCCCAAGAUUAUUAAGUCCAGCAAUAAAGUCCACAGCUUUGGGAAGAGGUCCCAGGCCAUUCGGAGGAACCCCAAUGUUCCGGUGGUAGUGAGGGGCUGGCUUCACAAACAGGACAGUUCUGGGAUGAGGCUGUGGAAAAGGAGGUGGUUUGUACUGGCUGAUUAUUGCUUGUUUUAUUAUAAAGACAGCCGAGAAGAAGAGGUCCUUGGGAGCAUUCCUCUGCCCAGCUAUGUCAUCUCCCCUGUGGCCCCUGAGGAUCGCAUAAGUCGCAAGUAUUCUUUUAAGGCCGUGCACACAGGGAUGCGAGCACUCCUCUACCACAGUGGUGCCGGGGGCUCCCAGGCCGAGCAGUCGGGCAUGAGGACCUACUACUUCAGUGCAGACACCCUGGAGGACAUGAACGCUUGGGUCCGGGCCAUGAAUCAGGCCGCACAGGUGCUGUCUCGAGCGUCACUCAGAAGGGGUGUGGAAAAGGUGGAGCGACAGGCCGUCCCCCAGGCCAACCAUGCAGAGUCCUGCCACGAGUGUGGCCGUAUGGGACCUGGACAUGCUCGGGAUUGUCCUCUUCGCAACCAUGAGGACUCCUUCAGUUUCGAGAGGCGGGAACAGGAGGAGGACCGGUACUGCCCGCAGAGGGACUUGACGGAGGGCAAGCGGGACAAGAGCAAGGCCAGGUCCUUGUAUUCCCCCAUUGAGGAUGAUGCCCUGGUGGUGGAUUUCACCAGUAGCUUGAGAAACCAGCAGUCCCAGCCCCAGAGAGCAGAGAGGAAUGGUCUGCCUGGCACAUAUGGCCUGGGAGAGGUCAACGGGACAGGCAGCUACCAGCGGGCCUUUGCUCCCAGAGCCAACCUGGACAAGCACAGCCAGAGGAAGAGCGGCCAGGCCCAAGUGGAGCAGUGGUCGAAGGCCCAGAAGGGGGGCAGCUUGAGCCUGCCCUUGGAACAGACCCUUCCACACCAGGACCCCAGCCAGUCCCUGUCAUUCCCUGGAAACUACCAGACUCUCCCCAGAAGCACACGGCACCCCUCCGGCAGCUCAUCGCCUCCUCCCCGCAACCUGCCAAGUGACUAUAAGUAUGCGCAGGACCGCGCUAGCCACCUGAGGAUGUCAAGUGAGGAGCGCCGGGCACAUCGGGAUGGCACCGUAUGGCAGCUGUACGAGUGGCAGCAGCGCCAGCAGUUCAGGCACGGCAGCCCCACAGCGCCCAUUGGCACCGGCUCUCCGGAGUUCACCGACCAAGGCCGGAGCAGGAGCAUGCUGGAGGUGCCCCGCUCCAUCUCGGUGCCACCAUCUCCCUCUGACAUCCCACCCCCAGGACCGCCUCGUGUCCUCCCAUCUCGUCGGCCACAUACACCUGCAGACAGGGUUACUGUGAAGCCACUGGAACAGAGGAGAAGUGUGGACAGCUCUCUGGGGGAUUCUCCCAAGAAGGUCCGGGGUCAUGCCACUAAGAACUCACACGUGGACCGCCGCUCCAUACCUUCCAUGGGGUACAUGACCCACACCGUCAGUGCCCCCAGUUUACACGGCAAGUCGGCUGAUGAUACCUACCUCCAGCUGAAGAAAGACCUGGAGUACCUGGACCUCAAGAUAAAAAAUAAUGAACCUUUGAUCAACGUGCUUUACAAAGUGCUGAAGAAGUCAGCACGGGGCUGUCGGCCCAGGAGAAGCAUGACAGGCCGGGACCUUCUUAAGGAUCGAAGCCUGAGGCCCAUAAAAAUUGCCGAGAGCGACAUUGAUGUCAAACUCAGUAUCUUCUGUGAACAAGACCGAAUUCUCCAGGACUUGGAAGACAAGAUCCGAGCUCUCAAGGAGAACAAAGAUCAGCUGGAGUCGGUGCUGGAAGUGUUGCACCGGCAGAUGCAGCAGUACCGGGACCAGCCAAAGCACCUGGAGAAGAUCACCUACGAACAAAGGCUGCUGCAGGAGGACCUGGUCCACACCCGGGCCGAGCUCUCCAGGGAGUCCACUGAGAUGGAGAAUGCCUGGAAUGAGUAUCUGAAGCUGGAGGGCGACGUGGAGCAGCUGAAGCAGGCCCUGCAGGAGCAGCACAGACGAGCCUUUUUCUUCCAGGAGAAAUCACAGUUGCAGAAGGAUCUGUGGAGAAUUGAAGACGUCCUGGCAGGCCUGAGCACAAACAAGGAGAACUUCAGAAUCCUGGUGGACUCAGUCAAAAAUCCAGAAAGAAAAACGGUGCCUUUGUUCCCUCACCCAUCUGUGCCUUCGCUCUCACCUCCCGAGAGCAAGCUGGCCCCCAGCCCGCCCACCAGCCCCGUGCGAACCCCCCUGGAAGUCCGGCUCUUCCCCCAGCUGCAGCCCUACCGGUCUCACCCACCCCAGCUGAGGAAGGUGACAUCACCCCUGCACUCGCCUACCAAGACCAAGCCCAAGCCCAAAGUGGAAGAUGAGGCACCCCCCAGACCCCCGCUCCCUGAACUCUACAGCCCUGAGGAUCAGCCCCCGGCCGUGCCACCACUGCCCCGGGAGGCCACAGUCAUCCGGCACACUUCAGUGAGGGGCCUCAAGAGACAGUCGGACGAAAGGAAGCGGGACCGGGAGCAGGGCCAGUGCGUGAAUGGGGACGCAAGGGUGGAGCUUCGGUCCUAUGUGAGUGAGCCCGAGUUGGCGACCUUCGGUGGGGAUACGGCCCAGUCCUCCCUGGGAACCGUGAGUCCCGAGAGCAGGUACCAGACGCUGCCCAGCAGAGGUCUCUCAGGGUCCACGUCACAGCUGCAGCAGUCAUCCACCAUUGCCCCCUACGUCACCCUGCGGAGAGGCCUCGGCACCGAGAGCAAGAUGACCUUCCCUCCCCCUCAGAGACCCAAGAGUGCCUUGGAGCGCCUGUACUCAGGGGACCACCAGCGGAGCAAGAUGAGCGCCGAGGAGCAACUGGAGCGGAUGAAGCGGCACCAGAAGGCACUGGUCCGGGAGCGCAAGAGGACCCUGAGCCAGGGCGAGAGGACGGGCCAACCCUCGUCCCGCUACCACGGCCACACCCUUCCUGGAGAUCUCGGCUCAUGGAAACGCGAGCAGGACUUUGACCUGCAGCUGUUGGAGCGAGCAGUGCAAGGGGAAAGGAAAGACAGGGAGGAGAACGGCUGGCUGAAGGUGCGUGCUGUCCCUGUCACUGAGCUGGACCUGGAACCACAGGACUACGAUCUGGACAUCAGCAGAGAGCUCUCCAAGCCUGAGAAGGUCUCCAUUCCCGAGCGUUAUGUGGAUUUGGACCCUGAGGAGCCGCUCACCCUGGAGGAGCUGCAGGCACGCUACAGGAAAGCAGAGAAGAUUCGCAAUAUCCUUGCCAGGUCCAGCGUUGGCAGCCUCCAGCCCACAGGGGCCCAGGACCGAAGCAGCCUGACGGAUGUGGGCUCACAGCUACAGGAGCAGGAGCGCAUCAUCAACAUCUCCUAUGCCCUGGCCUCGGAGGCCUCACAGCGCAGCAAGCAGGUGGCAGCACAGCAGCUGGCACUCUUCCCGCCUAAAGCCGCCCUGUCCUCCAGGACGGUGCCGCCCUACCCCCCUUUAAGCAACGGACUUCACUACACCUUUGUCUAACACCUGCAACCCAGGCAACGACUGAC